GGGAAAUGCUCGGCGGACCGUGAAGCGUAACAGCCAGAAGAAGGACAAAGACGCACAUAGCGGGACAAAAUGGGACUGAGAGAAAUAGCUCUCAACUAAAAAAACAAAACAAGUUUGGAAUGAAUGCGUGGAUGGAUGUUAAAAGUAGUAGCGCCGGGAAGAAUCGAAACUAGCAAUGGCAGGAGAGUUCUAGUGUAAUAUCUGAGUUGUGUACAUUAAUUGUAGUUAGAGUUGUAAACUUUAGAUAGCCCAAUGGCGCGUUUCAGUGGCCACCUCAGAUUUGCACCGGUGAUGCGGCGACAGACUGCACUUUGGAGUUUGGAUUUCUCGUCUUUGAACGGACAUGCUUCCCGAAUUGACUUUUCCGUUUCUUGCAACUACGCGUGGUGAAUCCCCUGAGUCAGAUCUUGACUUCUACUGUUGCAAAUCUCACCGGGAGGAGCCAAACUCAUCCAAGGUGCAAAAGUGAGUGGAGAAUUUUUGAAAGAGCUGCGGUGUUAACAGGUUGUUUGUUGCGAAAACUCUCGGAUGAAAAGAAAACUUGUAUGAACUUCAGUGUGAAAGUUUCUGUGCCUGAGUCGCUCUGAUCCUAAUGUGCUGGUGGAGAAAGUGCACGUCACCGAACUACAACUCCAUCCAAGCAUGAAAUGUUGGUGCAGCGCCCUGGCACUUCUCCCGUGGGUGCUGGUGGCCUUGGAUGCACAGCUAAUAUGCUGGCAGGCGCUUCUCCGGUGCCACGACGAACCCGAGUGCGAACUUGCAUACAAUCAAUACAUGACAGCAUGUGAAGGUAACAUCAAAGGAACUAGAAAGCAAUGCCCCAGCCACUGCAUCAGCGCGCUGAUAAGGCUGAAUCACACCCGCAGUGGGCCAGAUCUGGAGACCUGCGACUGCGCUCAAGAUCUGGACUGCCUCAACGCCAAGCGAGCCAUAGAGCCGUGCCUGCCCCGAAGACACCCGAAGGACGCCGGAGGUAUAGGGUGCAUGGAGGCCCGGCAGCGCUGCGAGGAAGACAGCAACUGCCACACCUCCCUCGCAGCCUACAUGUCAUACUGCGGGCAGCUGUUCAAUGGCCGGAAGUGCUCCUCCAGGUGUAAAGCCACCAUUCAGCAGAUGCUGUUCAUCCCAAACGGCAUGCUUCUGAACCGCUGCAUUUGCGAUGGAGUGGAGAGGCCUUUGUGUGAAGUGGUCAAGGAGAACAUGAGCAAACUUUGCUCCAUAGGAGACCACAGCGUUGUUUCAGAGCCGACUAAAGGUUAUGAAGAUCCAAACAAAAACAAUUACCCUAAAAAUGACAAAAAGGUGGAUUUUAGUGAAAACUCCUCUGCUUCUCAGAGCUUAUCCAGAGGCGUGUUGCCCUUGUUUCUUCUUACAGCACGGAUAUUAUACUGAGGGGAUGGGUAUUUUUACAGUUUUAUGAAUAAAAUGUACUGUAAAAAAGCAAAAUGAUCCCGUAUUUAAUUUAAUAAGGACUUGGUAACUUUCUCAAAGACACUUGAGCAGGCGAUGCUUUGCUGGCAGAGGACUUGAAUUCAGGUCUGCAGGAUGAGAAAAGUUAUUUUUUCGUCCCUGGGCCCCUCAGACUUCUCGUGCUAGUUUCAUGGUGACAGACAGCACUGUAAUGGUUUGUGUAAAAUUUCCACAACCUUAGUAAUUCUCCAUGCACAUCUCACUCAGGAAGUAUUUCCUUUCGAUUUGUAUACUGUACAUGCUCCUUUUAGUUUUCCGAGUUAAAAUUCCCCACCAGUUUAAGUUAAAAGAAAGCUUUUGUCAAAAAUAUCAAAAACAUUUUCAUGUAGCAGUGAGAGGAAAUUAACCAGACCGUAUUUUGUUGAAGCGCACAGCCACUUUGUUUGCCCUCAAACAGCUCCUGUUUAUUUGGUUUGCUUUCAAUGGUACUUGAAGUGUAGCCUUAUUAAGACCUUGGACAAACAUUGGAUCCAUCCAGUCUCUAUUUGCUCUGCUCUCUAUUUCAGGGGCCUUUUCAUUGUUGCAACAGCCACACUUCAAAUAUUUGUAGGAACAGUGAGAGGACAGGCAAGGGUGUGUGAUCAAGUACUUAAAUUAACUGAAGCGCCUCUCCAGCUCUCUGUCUUGUUCCCCUCCCCCAUUUGAGAUUGUUUUAUUGAACUUUUCCUGAGACCACCCUCACCCCCUUCUUCCUCCAUUCUACUGCCUACCCCAUUUGAGGCCUCUAAGGAGACCCCUAUCUUUAUUACUGCUUUCACACUGCUGCUACACUCCAGGAACAACUGCCAGCUGCUGGAGUGAACAAGUCAGCGUACAACAUUUACAGUUUGUCCACAAGACUGCUCACAUCUACAGGUGGUCUGACAGUGCUUUGCUUUCUUUUUCCAAAGCACGAUGUUGGAUUUAAGCCACAUAUAUGUAACAAACUGUGCAAGUUAAGGAUGAGUAAGUCAGGUUUUAUGAACAAAACAAACUCUGCUGAACAAAACACCUAAAGUAACACCAAGCAACACUAAAGCAGCAAUGCAGUAAAUGGUAAACAAAACAUCAAGAAGUAGUCUUGAUGUUCACUGUGAGCAAACAUAGUUAUAAUUCCUUAUUUUAUGUCACACAGGUUGGCUUGAAGUUGAAAGUGUUUCUUCAUUUUGUCAGGAUACAUUUGUCAGGAUACUUUUAAAUUAAA
Molecule: messenger RNA, 2653 nt
Organism: Pundamilia nyererei
Lineage: Eukaryota; Metazoa; Chordata; Actinopteri; Cichliformes; Cichlidae
Product: growth arrest-specific protein 1
Exons: 1
Coding region: 643-1392 (249 amino acids)
Biological process (GO): regulation of cell cycle
Source: RefSeq, a predicted model, not a curated record